This is a messenger RNA of Torulaspora globosa, 636 nucleotides long. RefSeq names its product translation initiation factor eIF4E (gene CDC33). The record is from RefSeq and is a predicted model, not a curated record. Gene Ontology annotation, biological process: translational initiation. Bases 1 to 636 code for a protein of 211 amino acids. The transcript has a single exon. Gene Ontology annotation, molecular function: RNA 7-methylguanosine cap binding; translation initiation factor activity. NCBI's taxonomy places the organism in Eukaryota, Fungi, Ascomycota, Saccharomycetes, Saccharomycetales, Saccharomycetaceae. Gene Ontology annotation, cellular component: cytoplasm; eukaryotic translation initiation factor 4F complex.
AUGUCUGUUGAGGAAGUGAGCCAGAAAUUCGAGGAAAGCGUCGCUGUGAGCGAGGAGAAGGAGCCAAAGACGGUGCUGUCAGACAGCCAAUUCGAUGUCAAACACCCUCUGAACACAAAAUGGACUCUGUGGUAUACGAAACCCGCCGUGGAGCAAUCGGAGUCGUGGUCGGACUUGCUGCGUCCAGUGACGUCUUUUGAAACCGUGGAGGAGUUCUGGGCGAUCGUACAGAACAUCCCCGAGCCACACGAAUUGCCUCUCAAGUCGGACUACCAUGCGUUCCGCAACGAUAUCAGACCAGAAUGGGAGGACGAGGCAAACGCCAAGGGUGGCAAAUGGUCGUACCAGGUCAAGGCCAAGCGUGCCGACAUCGACGAGUUGUGGCUGAGGACCCUGCUCGCUGUGAUCGGCGAGACCAUCGACGAGGACGAAUCGGAGAUCAACGGCGUGGUGUUGAACGUGAGAAAGGGUGGUUACAAAUUCGCAUUGUGGACAAAGUCCGAGAAUAAAGAGGCUCUCUGUAAUAUCGGUGCCAGGUUCAAGCAGGUACUAAAGUUGGGUGACGACGAUCACAUCGAGUUCUUCCCCCAUUCUGCAGCUAAUGCAAAGCAUCACCAACCAUCCAUUACUUUGUAA